Molecule: messenger RNA, 989 nt
Organism: Phialemonium atrogriseum
Lineage: Eukaryota; Fungi; Ascomycota; Sordariomycetes; Cephalothecales; Cephalothecaceae
Exons: 1
Coding region: 306-557 (83 amino acids)
Source: RefSeq, a predicted model, not a curated record
GGCACCACGGCCACUGACGAGCAGUGGGCCGGCAGGGAGGCGGUCCGGAACCUGAGCGAGGAGCUCACCGACCUCGACGACGAGGCGCUGCGGGACCUGGAGUUUGACGUGGACGAGGAUAAUAAUAAUAAUACCAUCACCGCCUCGCCUGUCAACCCCGGCGCCAAGACAGAGGACGCACCGGCACCGCCGACACCGUCGCCGUCAAAGAAGAGAGCGGCCCCGGCCAAGCUCAGGAAGAGCUUGAGGUCUUCCACUAGGAGGAGAUAGGUACUCUUAGUUUUGUGAUUGGGUUGUACGGACGUAUGGGAUCGGGGUUUGAUUUUCCCUUUGCUGGCCUUUUUUCCUUCCUUCUUCUUCUCUCCUCCCUUUCCUUCCACUUUUUUCUUCCUUCUUUUCAUUUCUUUUUCCUUUCGGCUUGGGAAAGUGGGGACAACAGAUGGGGUGUUCUGCGUGCGUUUUUCUCUACUAUGCUUUACACACCCGUUAUCGCACACUGGCGGGCGUUUUCGAGAAUGGGCGUUCAGAUACGAUACGAUACACCUCUUUAUGUGUGAGAUAUACAUAGAGAUGUCGGGGGAGAUGUCCUGGGUCUCGCCUCUUCUUUUGCUCUCGUCACUUUAUUAUCCAACCCCCACCCUUAAUCAACCUUCCUUUUAUCUUCCAGCCUCUUUCCCCCUAUCUUACGCCGGCGAUUCUUAGGGCUUCAUCUCCAUGGGGAGCGCUGGCACGGAAAGAUGGGAUGGAAAGAAGGGAAGGGAAGGGAAGGGAAGUCGAUGGGGGAUAGGAUUGUAUCGGAAGGGAUGAGAGGAUGGAUGGACGGAUGGACGGAUGGGACGGAUGGACCUACAGUGUCGGAUGCGAAUCCGGGGAACUGCUUGCUAUUUGGGGAGUGGGAUUCGCUAUACCAGAUAUUCGUGUACACUGAUAAAUCGAACAUUCUAUUUUUGGCAUGCCGACUAGACCACGCAACUUGUUUCGCCUGGUGU